GAUAGAUAGUAGGAUAGUCAACUAGACAGGGAACAGAGUUUAAUCCCUGUGCAGAAUAUAACUAUCUGAGGAUCAAUAUAUUGAACUGUGUAAACAUGUUUUUAACUAAAAUCUGCGCACACUGAUUCUUGUUUUUAACUUUACAGUCGGGGUUACAAAACAUAGCACUUGGUAUAGAAUCUCUCCCUCUAUCAUUAUCCUCCCUCCCACUACCCGCCUCGCCCCCUUUCCAACCUGACCCCCCUCCCCUCCCCUCCUCACAAAGUACCUGUUGUUGGAAGAACGGCUCGGUCAACUAUACUCAUGGUAUUAGAUGGGUAGUGUGAGGGGAAGGGGGGAUACUCCCUCCCGGCCAGUCGUCCCCCCGCCCCGAGCAAGCUCUGCGCCCCCCGCGGCAACGUGAGUACCCACCUGCCCGCAGUUAGGUUGAGACUGGUUUUGGUGAGUGAGCUGCAGAGCGCCUCAAGGUGUUUACAAACCAUAUCCUCGGGCAGUAGAGAACAUGUCUGCAGCCUCACACCUCUCUAACCUUCCCGUCCUCGCUAGGAGGUCAGUUGAACUCCCUCCGGAGGCAAGAGGUCAGGGGGAGCAUAGGUCAAGUUUGGAAACAACAUCUCAUCAGCAAAUAAUAAAGCGUGUAGGAGGGGGAGCAGGGAUGAAUAGUGUACAAUACGUCCUGGUUGGAGAAAACGGCCAGAUCACAGCUCUGCCAAGAGCGGAGAAUCUGCAGAAUAUGGUCAGGACGGAGGGGUUUGGAGUUUCCAGAGCUGAGAACGUGACAUUGUUCAAUAGACCGGAUCAAGUUAAUCUACAGGAGAAACAGGGAAGAUUUGAACCUCAGAAUCCACAGGAGAAGAGUAGAGCAAUGGAUACAGAAUCUAGUGGUUCAGCAGAAUCUGAAGAUGAGGAUCGUAUUGGCUCCUUAGCGUCUGCAAGCUCUCUCUCUUCUUCAACAAGAGUUAGUUUAUCAGAGUUCCAAUCCCCAUACUUUCCUCCCUUCUCACAGAGCGAUGUAUUCGCAUCCCUCCCAACCCUUACCUCACCCCUCCCCUCCUCAUCCACCCUCACCCUUCAACCCUCAGAUUUCCAUGUGGUUAGUUCAACCCUACAAACCUUUCAACAGCGAGCAUCAGGGAUUCAAACCUCAUCUCCGGUUAUUCUGACAACCGUCUCCUCUCCAACAUUCUCUUACGACUCCGUCCGACGAGAGCUGGCAAAUAGGACGGAACUUAUCUCCAGGACCUCGCUGGACUCACAUCUAGUCUCCAGGUCUUCCUUGGACUCCCAGGACUCCAUCACACAUUCCCUGUCUAGCCCCGUACACCAGGAGGACCAGCAUAUGGAGGAAGAGUUUAUCAGGGGUAGGGAUAUCAGCAUGAAGGAGAAUAUGAUGAUGGCUGCUCUACCAAACGAUAUUUUUUGCUCAGUUCCAGGUCGUCUUUCUCUCCUCUCAUCAACUUCGAAAUAUAAGGUUACAGUUGCUGAGGUACAACGUCGGCUCUCUCCCCCAGAAUGUUUAAAUGCGUCGCUGCUAGGUGGCGUUCUUAGAAGGAGCCAGAAACUACUUUUUAAGUUACUUUGCAACAGCAAUCAGGAACCACACAUAAAUGGGGAGGCGAUCCACCUGGCCAGAGACUUCGGUUACGUGUGUGAGACAGAGUUCCCAGCCCGGCAGGUUGCGGAGUAUCUGACAGGACGGAGUACGGAUAUUGCAGAGCAGUAUCGGAGAAAAGAAUUGUUGGUUGCAACCAAGUUGGUCACAAAGGAGUUGAUGGAUCUAUUGAACCAGGAUAGAUCUCCUCUCUGCAACACCCGUCCUGCAAUCAUCCUAGAUCCUAGUAUACAGAGACAUCUAACCCAUUUCUCCAUGAUUACACACGGUUUCGGUUCUCCAGCUAUAGUUGCUGCUCUUACGGCUAUCCAGAAUUACUUGAGUGAGAGUUUGAAAUGUCUGGAUAAGAGUAUCCCUAACAGUUCUCUACCCCUCCACCACCACCUGGACUCUAAAUCAAGUCUGGAGACAAAACUGCUCAUCAAUUCUCACCUCAACUCCCUUGACAAGAAAUCAUAAACUGCUUUGGGUCCAGGUCCAGCUCUAGGCCUGGUCCAUGUCAAGCCUUAGGUCUAGGUGUAGUAGGGAAAAGUACUGUAAAGUGUACUGCAGUGCCCUAGAUGAAUGUAAACAAACUCAGUUGUAUCUACUGUGAGGAAUAUAAACACUGCAGUACAGUUAAGAAUGCCCUGAGCAAGGUUAUAAUUCAAGGAAAGUUAUUUCAGAGGU
Molecule: messenger RNA, 2281 nt
Organism: Eurytemora carolleeae
Lineage: Eukaryota; Metazoa; Arthropoda; Copepoda; Calanoida; Temoridae
Product: transcription factor AP-2-epsilon
Exons: 10
Coding region: 503-2071 (522 amino acids)
Biological process (GO): regulation of cell population proliferation; anatomical structure development; regulation of transcription by RNA polymerase II
Cellular component (GO): nucleus
Molecular function (GO): DNA-binding transcription factor activity, RNA polymerase II-specific; RNA polymerase II transcription regulatory region sequence-specific DNA binding
Source: RefSeq, a predicted model, not a curated record